UGACCGAAACGCUCUCGAGAAUUCAGCAGUGGUAGUGGCCAGAACACAGAUAACUUUCGAAGGUGACAAGCAGCAAACAAAUUUUCCGUUCUCGCCGAGUCUUGUUGUUUUAGGGAAUAUUUUCCAAUUCGAAAACUAUUGCGUUUUAGUUCCUUCACAGUCGCAAGACGCGUAAUAUUCGAUCGGUGCAACGGUGAACAGAAUCGACAGCGGGAAAACCGAACGCGACGAACUCAGCUGAUUGAAUGAAAACCCCAAGCUGAGCAGCAGCCACAAUUGCCCCAACCAGCGCUCAUUGAGAGAGUGCGCCAGCGAGAGAGAGAGAGCGAGCAACAAGCAACUGCAGAGCGAGAAGAGCUGUAAGUCGGGCUUCCAAGAUGGGUGCUGGUGAUGCGGAGAACGGCAAGAAGAUCUUUGUGCAGAAGUGCGCCCAGUGCCACACCUUCGAGGUGGGCGGCAAACACAAGGUGGGCCCAAAUCUGGGCGGGAUUGUGGGUCGCAAGUGUGGCACAGCAGCGGGAUACAAGUAUACCGAUGCCAAUAUAAAGAAGGGCGUUACCUGGACAGAGGGCAAUUUAGACGAGUACCUCAAGGACCCGAAGAAGUACAUUCCUGGAACGAAGAUGGUGUUCGCAGGUCUCAAAAAGGCUGAGGAGCGGGCUGAUUUGAUUGCCUUCCUCAAGACAAACAAGUAAGAAUUACCUGCGAAACAACAAGAUCGGCAACCAAGCUAUCCGGAACACUGCGCUAAAGGAAUACGCCGAGACUUUUCAAAAUAUGCCGCAUGCCCUUGGUUUUCUAAACUUUGAUUGGCAAUGGCCAAACUCAAAUACAUUU
Drosophila teissieri is the source of this 837-nucleotide messenger RNA. RefSeq names its product cytochrome c-1 (gene Cyt-c-d). The record is from RefSeq and is a predicted model, not a curated record. NCBI's taxonomy places the organism in Eukaryota, Metazoa, Arthropoda, Insecta, Diptera, Drosophilidae. Gene Ontology annotation, molecular function: electron transfer activity; heme binding. Gene Ontology annotation, biological process: mitochondrial electron transport, ubiquinol to cytochrome c; mitochondrial electron transport, cytochrome c to oxygen. Gene Ontology annotation, cellular component: mitochondrial intermembrane space. Bases 378 to 695 code for a protein of 105 amino acids. The transcript is spliced from 2 exons.